AUGGAGCGACUCGAGCGCUGGGUACAAGACGCGUUCGCGCCCGUCGUGCUCACGUGCGCCACGUCAGAGGCCGAGCGCCUCGUGCAGAAGAACGGCCUGUCGCCCGCCGACCUCUUCAACGGCUUCUCGCGCCUCGAAGACGCCGAUACACCGCUGCGCUCCGUGACGCAUCCGGUGCAACUCGCGCGCUGGACGUUCCGCUUCCUCGCGGCCGCGGCGCUCCGCGUGUCGGGCCCGCAAGAAGCCUCUGCGCUCCUGAACGACAGUGUCGAGAGGUGUCCGCCGCGCCACAGCGCCGCGUCGGCCGUCGCGCUCAAUGUCCCGCGACUCGCGAGGACCGAAGACGUGGCGACGUACCUGCGCGUGACUGGCCUCGACACGGACGAAGAGGAGAGAGAGGCCGAAGACGAAGAGGAGAGAGAGGACACGUGCAGUCUGCCGUGGUACCAGUCGUUCAAGCAGACGCUCAUGGACACGUUUCGCUGUGAAGAGUACAGUCUGCUGAGUCACCCCGUGGCGAUGCUGGUCGUCCUUAGCUCGACGGACGCGAACCCACGUCACUGUCUCGAAGAGCUCGUGGCGCCGCGGCACCUGCCUGCACCGUUCCAGCAAGGCCUGUACGAUGCGGCGCUGGUGCCCAAGUUUUACGUGGUGCUGCACGAUGUGCAGGAGACGGACGGCACGUCGAUUGAUCCGGACGGGAUCUUGGCCAGUGUGAACGUCACGACGGCCAAUGGAGCUGUGCUGCGGAUCAACUCGGUGCCGGUGGCAACUGCCGUCGUGCCGUCGCCGUUUGCGACACGGUGGACGGAGAAUCCGUACGUGAGACCACUGCUGUCUCGUCGUGAGAGUGGGACUCAGCUGCAAGUGAGCGACGGAGUGGGCGCGUUGCUGUCGGGGGAGGACGUAGCACAGAUCCAGGCGUUUGUACGGGAGUUUGGCCUGCGCUUCAUGGUAUCGUCGCUCGAACGACGGAUCGUGCAGCUGAAUGAAGUGGUGUCGGCCAUGAAAAAAGGCGUGAAGAACGUUUUCAAGUCGUGGCUGCGCAAACCCAAGGACUUGCGCUCGUCGAGUGCCUCGACGUCGGGAAGCGUCACUUACAAGUACGACUCGAUUGAGUCGCAGACCCGCCUUCUUGCCGACACUGCAUUUCUGGUACGAGACUACGACUUGGCUCUGCAAAUGUACCGCUUGGUGCGUGAAGACUUCAAAUCGGACAAGUCCAUGUUCCAUUGCGCCAAUGCCAAUGAGAUGCUUGCCCUCUGCCUGCUUCUGACGAAGGGAUCGCCGAUGCAAAUGACAAAUGCUCUUGAGUCGGCCAUGUCAAUUUACGCCAAAACGCUCUCUCCAUUGACCCAGCGUCUAUCUGUUCGUGCGGCGGUCAUUGCUGGUGAGAUCUACCACACGCUAAGCAAGUCCGGUCUGUUUACAGACUACAUGUAUCAUGCAUCGGCUGCCCUGGUCCGUGGCUCAACGGUGGAGCAAGGCAUUUGCGCGGCAGUUCUCAUGGAGCGUGCAGCGCUGUGUGAUCUUCGCGCGCGACAGCCGAAAUUUCGCAAGUACGGGUUCAGAAUGGUUAUGGCUGGUCACGCGUAUAGUUCCCUCGGGCACGAGCAGCAUUCUGCGAGAUGCUACUCUUUGGCGCGCGCAGUAUACGACUGCAGUGGCUGGUAUCUUGUCGAAGACCAUAUCAACUUUAUGCUCGCGCAGCAAGCAAACAAGACAGGCGAUCGCAUGGCCUCCAUCAAUCUAUUCCUCAAGCUCAUCGGCACGGGUCGGAACUCUGCAAGUCAGCAAGAAGCGAUGCUGUACGACUUCGGUGUGAUGGUGAAGGACUUUCUGUCGUUAGGAGGGGCUGACGCGCCCCCAUCUCCAUGUGCUCCGGGCAGGCCGAUACUGACAAUAAAUAGUGGCGGCACGAAGACACUUCUCGUGAAGGAUUUAUGCAUGCCCGAGCUGGACGACUCGUCGACCGUUGUGUUCGCCUCGACCAACGCGUUCGGUGUUGACCGGUCCAUUGAUGGCAAUGUAGCUGAAGCGGAAAUGUGGCAAGAGCUUGAGGAAAUUAUCGACAAGCAGAAUCGACUGCACCAAUAUGUCACGUCGUGCAAGACCAACGAAGCAAAGAGCUGGUUUGUAUCUUCGCACGUGUAUGCUGGCUAUCGCGGCAAAAGGGAUGCUGCACCCGAGAGACCGCAAAACCAUGUCGUGGGAGAACAAAUCUACGUCGAGUUUGUGAUGAAAAAUGCGCUUUCGUGUGCAGUGGACGUCAAAGAAGUUCAUUUGUAUGGAAAAUUCGAGACCCACGACGACAACCGAGAAGUAUUUGAUGUUCCCGAGAAGAAAGAGCUUGGUAGUCAACGUGUUGUGGUCGACAGUGUGAACCUUCAACUUUUGCCGUGCAGUGAGGAACGCGUCCGCGUUGCAGUAUGCCCGAACAUUUGUGGCAAGCUAAGUCUGACAGGCAUCCGAUGGUCAAUAUGCGGAGGGGACGUCCAGGGCGAGCACGCCUUCGACAUCCCUGGCCCGCUGCUGCAAGAUACUAGAGCGCACCGAGAAGCCCGAGCUCGAGCACCGAACAUGAGUCUCAUCGCUACGGUUGUUAAGUCUAUGCCAUGGCUCGGUGUAAAAAUUGAAGGCAUGCCUGCCGAAGCUUUUGUUGGCGAGCUCAUAAACCUCGAUAUCGUACUCGUCAACUCGGGCACGGCAGCUCUAUCUGGUCUCCAGGUUUGCUGCACUGACCUGCUGAUAUGCGUGUCGGAAACGGGCGCCGCAAACAAUUUGUGUGGAUAUAUUGGAGCUAGCGGUCACGUCGCCGAUUUGAGUGACGUGGUAUUGGCGCCCGGCGAAACAAGGAAAGUCACGAUGUGGGCACGAGGACUUACGCCUGGGCGACGCGAUGCGGCCCUCUUGUUUAAAUACGCGACUUUGUCCGACGUAGGUACAGUGGGUGCGAACUCGACGCUGACACGUACAGUGAGAGUGAAGCUUGAUCUGGACUUCUUGCCGUGCGUCGAUGUGUCUUACUCCGUCGAACCAAGCUUUGGUGCCAGCAACGAAUACAUCAUUGGUAUCACCGUGUCAAACCAGCGGGAAGAUUACAGCGAAGUGAGUAGGCCUCUGGAUGGAGAAGUUCGACUGGAGGAGCUGCAUUUUGUAAGUGAGUCCUGGACGAUUGAGACCUUGGCACGUCCACAUUAUCAGAAAACUACGGAGGUGCGUGAUUCACUAAGUUUGGGGUUUCUCGAAGCUAGCACGAGCUACUUUCGCGUAAUUCCGCGGCCGAGUACUUCUACAGGUACAUUUGCAUCGUGCAAGCUAGCUCUCCAUGCAGCGCGCAGCGGUGUCGAUUUGUCUUUAGCAUUGCCGAUUGAGCAAUUUCUGUGUUCGGAGAAUGCUGCGGACCUCGUUCGCACUGGUCGUGCUGGAAAAAGUGAUGGCUCAGGAAGUAAAGGAAAGCGCGGUGGUGGCUUUCGAACGAUCCAAAGUGUGCGACGAGAGAAUAAGGCAAUGAAAAAUGCGGCUGCUGACGAUGACAGCGACAGGAAGAUACAGCAAAACUUUCAGCCGACGUCGAGAGAUGCACUGCUGUCUGAGCUCCACACGGAUGGACAUCUUGUGCUUGUGUGGUCGACUGGGAGCACCUCACCGUUCAGCAACAACUCUGCUGGGGUAUCUUCUCGUCAAGCAAUAGGUCAAACUAAUCUGACGGCAGUGCAAGUCCGGCCGCCACUUCAGAACAGCUCAUGUCCGCUGACUGUCACGCUCUGUUACGAGAACUCUGUAGACCUGAAGUGCACAAAGCAUCAUGGAUUAACAGCAGCGUUAAGCAUUGCGGAAUUAGAUAUCGCAAUGCGCGUGUGCAACGCCUCAUCGCCUGGUUCAGCUCCACUUGAUGUCACCAUCGAGAUGCUACACCCCGAAGAAGCCCAGGCAUCGCCUGCCACUGUUGCAUCAUUGACGAAGCUACACGCAAUCGAUUCUGGGGCACCUUCACUGCGUAGCGCACCGCGUUUUUUCUGGACGGGCGUUGCCAAGAAGAAGUUGGCGCGCUUUUCGCCCAACAGCCACGUAACGAUUAACCUAAAGGCUUGCUUUGUCGAGCCAGGCGUCUACAAUCUCAACCGGUUUCGAUUCAUUGUGCGAUCUGCCCUACCAAACGGGCAGUCGGCAGGUACAUAUGUGAUCCCCGCAGAGUAUCUCGUAUACGUGAGAGACCCGCAGCGAGUGUCAGCUGCGCUUUCGCAAACACAAUCCAAGCAGACGAUCGAUAGUCUACUUGCACCGUUUGACAUGCUUGCGGUCUAA
Molecule: messenger RNA, 4308 nt
Organism: Hyaloperonospora brassicae
Lineage: Eukaryota; Oomycota; Peronosporomycetes; Peronosporales; Peronosporaceae
Source: the annotation of a GenBank genome assembly